This is a messenger RNA of Esox lucius (northern pike), 1920 nucleotides long. It is a transcript of the gene tmprss3a, whose product is annotated as transmembrane serine protease 3a. Lineage: Eukaryota; Metazoa; Chordata; Actinopteri; Esociformes; Esocidae. Gene Ontology annotation, cellular component: membrane. The coding region runs from base 1 to 1713 and encodes 570 amino acids. Gene Ontology annotation, molecular function: serine-type endopeptidase activity; protein binding. The transcript has 13 exons. The record is from RefSeq and is a predicted model, not a curated record. Gene Ontology annotation, biological process: proteolysis; acrosome reaction.
AUGGCAGACCAGGAGAACACUGAGGAGCCAGGAUCUGCUUUCGAGGAGAGCGCAGCCAUUAACACGGCCGUUGAGACCUCCGAGGCGGAGCAGAAAGACACCGGCAGGUUAGACGUAAUUAAAGUGUCUCAUGAGGAUCUCCCAUCUGCCCGCACCACGACCACAUCGAGUGACGGCCCCAGUCACAAGCCUCUGCACGACACUGUAGACGCUGAAGGAUUUGCUCAAACUCAGGAACCCACAAAGGAUCCCAAAGCCCCGGCCCCACCAAGUCCAGUCAUGCCAAUCACUAAGGUCCAGCCUUUCAUGAAUGAGGACGAUCCCGCUGAGGAGAAAACAUGGCGUGGCCGGCUGAUGGCUCGCAGGACGGAGCUGCUGAUUGGAGUGUUGGUUCUAGUGGUGCUCAUUCUCACACUGGGCAUUGGGCUGGGAGUGGGUCUAAGCUGUGUGGGAAAGUUUCGUUGUGAUAGGUCAUCGACCUGCAUCAGUGGCUUAGCGCAGUGUGACGGGGUGGUGGACUGUGAGAAAGGAGAGGACGAACUUAGCUGUGCUCAAGAAAUUCCUCCAUUAAAAGCCUGUAUUCCUUACUCUCGCUGCCUGUGUCUCUGCUUCUGUCAUCUCCUCCACCUGACUGUCUCUAAAGUGCGUUUGAGCGGGAAGAGCUCUGUGCUCCAGGUGUUCAGUGAAGGAUUGUGGAGGACAGUCUGCUCGGAAGACUGGAACCAUGCUCUGGGCUUCUCUGCCUGCCAUCAGUUAGGUUACUCCAGCUAUGUGGAUUCCAGCUCCAUCCCCCUCUCCUCAAUAGAGGAUGACUUCCAGCAGAACCUGGUGUCAAUCCACCUGAACCAGUCAGAACAACAGACCAUCAAGAUCCACAACGCCACCAGUGUCAGAAAGACUCAGUGCAUCUCAGGGAUGGUGACUGCAAUUAAAUGCCUGGAGUGUGGCUCCAGACCCCAGUUCAGCAGUCGUAUCGUGGGGGGUAACGUGUCCGCCUCCGGUCAGUUCCCCUGGCAGGUCAGCCUGCACUUCCAGAGGGAACACCUGUGUGGAGGCUCCGUCGUAGCAGCUCACUGGAUACUGACAGCUGCACACUGCGUGUAUGAGUUGCCGUUCCCCACACUGUGGUCCGUGCACGUAGGACUGAUAAAGCAGCCGGCGAAUGACGCUCGGGCUCUGGUAGUGGAUAAGAUUAUAUACCAUGGCCUCUACCGACCAAAGGCCCUGGACUAUGACGUCGCUCUUCUGAAGCUGGCCGAGCCACUCACUUUUAACGGUCUAGUGGAGCCCAUCUGCCUACCUAACUUUGGGGAGGACUUUGAGGUCGGGACCAUGUGCUGGAUCUCAGGCUGGGGGGCCACUUUAGAGGGGGGAAAUGCUAGUGAUUCGUUACUCUCUGCCCGGGUCCCUCUCAUCUCCACUAAGGCUUGCAGAGCACCAGGGGUCUACCAGGGUUACAUCUCCUCCGGGAUGAUAUGUGCAGGUUACUUGGAGGGGGGAACAGACUCCUGUCAGGGGGACAGUGGGGGCCCUCUCGCCUGCAAGCAGUCGUCAGUGUGGAAGCUGGUGGGUGCCACCAGCUGGGGCCAGGGCUGUGCUGAAAUGAACAAGCCCGGGGUGUACACACGCAUCACCCAAUACCUCAAGUGGAUCCAUCAACAGAUGGAGAAAGAAGAGUCAGUGAACCCCUCAGAAGUUAGUUUGGACAACUGAAUCAGUGGAGAAGUAUUCUCAUAUAUGAUAGUGCUGUCGAUGUUGUAUUGCAUUGCCUGUAACUCGGGAGUUCUGCCAAAGAACCAAAUGUGGGAUGUACUGUAUAGUAUUGGCCACUUUACAGCCUAACAAUGACAGCAGCCCUCAGGGCAGGCCCUCAGACAGCAACCAGACGGACAUGUUGGUGCAGAGAAAUGUCUGAAAACA